AUGAAACUAAAUAGUGCGGCGAGCGAGUUGCACGAAUCGUUAGUACAGUGGAAGCGGCACGCCGGCCGGCGCAGUGGGUCAGGCGAGGCAGCACGGGCGGACCUUGCAAUGUCGCGGCGUGACGCUCAGCUGACGCAUGACAGCCCGCCCGCCGCCGCCCCGGCCCCGCGCGUUCAUUGCCUCCGCGGCGGCCGGUGGGAGCGCACGCUUCUACGCCGCCGCCACAUACCGAUCUCUAUACUGCUUCCCAUUACGAUCUCGUUUACGAAACUGAGGCGGGGCGAGGCCGAGUGCGCCAUGUUA
Molecule: messenger RNA, 303 nt
Organism: Iphiclides podalirius (scarce swallowtail)
Lineage: Eukaryota; Metazoa; Arthropoda; Insecta; Lepidoptera; Papilionidae
Source: the annotation of a GenBank genome assembly